Dromaius novaehollandiae (emu) is the source of this 2481-nucleotide messenger RNA. It is a transcript of the gene GPR119, whose product is annotated as G protein-coupled receptor 119. The record is from RefSeq and is a predicted model, not a curated record. Gene Ontology annotation, molecular function: G protein-coupled receptor activity; phosphatidylcholine binding. Gene Ontology annotation, cellular component: cytoplasm; plasma membrane. Gene Ontology annotation, biological process: regulation of metabolic process; adenylate cyclase-activating G protein-coupled receptor signaling pathway. NCBI's taxonomy places the organism in Eukaryota, Metazoa, Chordata, Aves, Casuariiformes, Dromaiidae. The transcript has 2 exons. The coding region runs from base 183 to 1163 and encodes 326 amino acids.
AAGGGAGACAUUGCUGCACCGAAGGCUUUCGCUGUACUGCCCAGAGAGUGAAGGGCCACGCUUGCUGCUGCCCAUCACCUGGGAGCUGAGCUGUGUCAGCUGGAAGGCCCUAGAUGGGAGGGAUGCCUUAGAACCACAUCAGGGCCACACUGUCCUCAGGCCUUGCCCUGUGUGGGACAGCCAUGGCCAUUUCAGCCUUCGGACUCAUCCUUGCUGUGCUGGCCUCGCUCAUCAUCACUGCCAACGCACUGGUGGCCAUCGCCCUCCUUCGCCUCAUCCAGAAGAGCAGCUGCAAUGGGCUCUACUUUGUCCUUAACCUGGCCGUCGCAGACUUCAUGGUUGGCUUCACGGUCAUGGGUCUGGUCAUGGAUGAGUUUUCCCAGCUCUUUCAUGCCACACAGACCUUUUGUGUUCUGAGAAUGUCUUUCGUGACUUCCUCCUCUGCUGCCUCCAUCCUCUCCCUGACGCUGAUUGCCUGCGACAGGCACUUGGCCAUCAGGCUGCCUUUCCACUACUUCCGGCUGGUGACAGGCCUGCGGGUCGGAGUGCGCUUGGUGGGACUCUGGCUGCUCUCUGCCAUCAUUGGUUUCCUCCCGGUCCUCAUCCCAAGGUUUCAGCAUACCUUCACCAACGACAAGUGCACCUUCUUCGGAGUCUUCCAGCCCAGCUACAUGUUCACCGUCUUCUGCGUUGGCUUCUUCCCAGCACUCUUUCUUUUCAUAUACCUCUACUGUGAUAUGCUGAAAAUUGCAGCCAUGCAUGUGCAGCACAUCCGGGAGGUGGAGCAUGCGGGGCUGGCGGGGGGCUGCCCCCCAUCACGCACUACCAGUGAUAUGAAGGCCAUGCGCACUGUGGCCGUGCUUAUAGGGUGCUUCACACUGUCCUGGCUGCCGUUCUUCAUCGCCAGCAUUGUGCAGACCAUGUGCCCUGAGUGCUUCCCCUACAAAGUCAUUGAGAACUACCUCUGGCUGUUGGGACUGGGUAAUUCCCUCCUGAAUCCCCUGCUCUACUCUUAUUGGCAGAAGGACGUGCGGCUGCAGCUCUCCCAGCUGGCUGCCAGUGUGAAGAGGAGAGUCCUCCUUCGCCUGGGGAAUGGCAAGGGUUUCUCCAGCAGAGACUCCAAGUCCCUCCCCACCGUGUCCUGCUUGCGGCUCCAGGACUGACACGAUAUGAAGGCUCAGGGCCAUAUCCAGCCUGCAGCCAGAACCUGCCUUGGUCCUGAGGCCUUCCUCGUCCCAGAAGAAGAAACAAACAAAAAGCACCCUACAAAAACGAGGCAUGUCACAGCACUCACCUCUUUGCCUGGAAAAGACCUGAGACCAAAUACUACGUGGCAGAUCUUGUUCCUGGCUGUAGCUUAUGGUGAUGAGCCUGAGAUAAGGCUUACAUAGAGCAAAGCUGGCUCCGUGGGUGAACUGAUACCUUGUAGGUGGAUCUAGUAGGUGGAUCUAGUCUGAAUCUGCUCUGGAGAUUAGUGCAUCAUCUGUCUGUAUGACGCAUUUGCUGCCUGUUCUCGGUGAAGCCCAGGGCUCCACCAGCUGUGGCUUUGCAAAGCUGACCCAUCCUCUCUGAGCGUCCAGUAACGCCAAAGCUGUCCUCUGCCUCCCUGCAAAACGCGUCACGCAGACGGUGGUGCGUUAGGGUAUCCAAGUGGGAAGAGGGAUGCUUUGCAAACAUUGCUGCUUCCCGUGCUUGCUGAUCACUGCCUCUGCUGCUGUGCUGCGGCCCACAAGCCCAAAGCAGGCCCAGCCAGGGGCAGUGUUUGUGCCUGGGCACAGGGCCACGUGGGACUGCAGAUCUGAAGCGUGAGGACAGGAGUGGUACCGUUGGCUGUGCAGGUCUGCAGCCAGCAUAGUUCCCCAUCUGCGCUGGGGAUCGUGGCUCAGGCAGCCUCCCAAGUGCCGGAGAUGCUGCAGGAACCCAGGGCAGUGACCUGGAUGGGGGAGAACACACUUCUGCCCAGCUCUUGUGCUACCAGAGGACACACUCCUGCUGGAAAUGGAGCAUCUCCUCGUGGUGGAGGACCCCUCCCUCGCUGAGCAUCCUGCACUCUGGUGCUGACCAGAAGAUGUUCUGCAUCUCCUCUUUCCAUGCCAUGGGCUGGGAGCUGGUGCUUGCAAACAGGGGUAGUCAGAGCUCCAGUCCUGAGAUAUACCUCUAGAUCCUACCGGAAUAGCACGGACCAGCAGCCAUUCCCGCGCCCUGUGCGAGACCACGUCUGCUUUCACCUCUUGUCCCGGAGAGCGCCUGUGUCCCUGCUGUGCCACUGUCGCACCAGCCAUGCAGUGACUCCGCUGGUACCCAGUGCUGUGCAUCACCCCAGCACCCAGAAGGUACGAGAGCGUGGCUGGAAGGCGGAGGCAUGUCCGAGGCCAUGGGGGAGGGAAGGCACAGGAUUAUUCCUGCCGUGAAGCCAUGAGGGGAGAAGAUGGUGGAGCGCUUCUGCUACCUACUGUCAUAUCAGCUGAAUAAAUCACAUUU